AAAAAUGUCAUCUCAAACAACAGCCUAAUAUAGAAUGUACUUGGGUGCUAGAGUGUUGUGGCCACCUGAUUGUCCUGAUGAUAUUCUAGAAGGAGCUAUAAAUGAAACACAAAGUUGUUUAAAAACAUUUGAAGCAAAAGAUGGAUAAAAGGUAACAGUUUCAUAACUUAUUUAUAGAUGGCAGAACACUUAAAGAAGUAUUUGGAUACUAAUUUUGAACCAUUUUGGCAUGUAUUUUUUGGUAAGAAUUUUGGAUGUCAUUCUAUUCAUGAAAAAAGAAGAUUUAUCUACUUUUACAUUGAUAAAACAGCAUACCUAUUUUACAAAACAUAAUGAAAUAUAUAUAUCAGAG
This is a messenger RNA of Paramecium primaurelia, 352 nucleotides long. The record is from the annotation of a GenBank genome assembly. NCBI's taxonomy places the organism in Eukaryota, Ciliophora, Oligohymenophorea, Peniculida, Parameciidae.